AACAACAACAACAACAACAACAACAACAACAACAACAACAAGAGCACCGAACCAGCACCAUGGGCACCGUGCUCUCGUUCAGUCCGCGGGAGAGACGGAGUUCCGUGUACCCGCCGCCGGGACACCAGCAUCCCGCUGAUUUUACGCUCAACAAUUUCAAUUACGAGCAGCUGAACAACGCGAAGAAUCGCGAGAAGAAGAGCGGAGUGGCUACAGUGGCGCCGGCGCCGCCCACGAAUCACCCGCCCACGAACAAUAAUUCGUUGCAGAACAACAAUAUCAAUCUAAACAACAACGGCAACACCAGGCUCAUCUCGGAAAAGAACGGUUUCGACACUACCCUGAAGAAGCCCUCGUUGUUUAUAAACGCCCUGUCGUGGAGGCGGUUCAGCACCGCGAACAACAAUAAGAAGAAGUUCGACAACAAGAACAAGAACACCGCCUUCAGACAGCCGCUCGAUAAUAUACCGAUCGUCGACCAGAACAAGAACGUACAUACACCGCAGAUAAAACGAUCAGCGUCGAACAAUAAUCACACGACGUACAACCCGACAUGCGAGAAACUAGUUCAGAAGCCCUUACCCCCCGGGCCAAGGAAAACUGUGAUCCAAGCCUCGACCUCGGAAUUGCUCAAGUGCCUCGGCGUCUUCCUUCACAGGAAAUGCACCCGUUUAAGAGACUUCCAAGCCGGCGACGCUGUCAUGUGGCUGAGGACCGUGGACAGAAGCCUGCUGCUUCAAGGCUGGCAGGAUGUCGCCUUCAUCAAUCCCGCCAACGUUGUGUUCGUUUAUAUGCUGGUGAGAGAGCUGGUGGACGGAGACGAGGCCUCCGAGAGGGAACUUCAGGCGACGGUGUUGACGUGCCUCUACUUGAGCUACAGUUACAUGGGUAACGAAAUCAGCUACCCCCUGAAACCGUUCCUCAUUGAGGACAGCAAAGACAAGUUCUGGGAUAGGUGCUUGCUGAUCGUCAAUCGACUGAGCUCCGAGAUGCUGAGAAUCAACAGCGAGCCAGGAUUUUUCACGGAGAUCUUCACCGAGCUGAAGGCCUGCGGAGCUGGGGAUCGAGGUAGUCUGCCUGGUACCGGCCUCGAGAGGAGCCUCGUCGUCUCCGGAGUCGCGGUACCCACCAAGGCGGCUUGACGGAGCUACACACACCUGCUGGUGCGCAUCGCCAGGCACGGCUGCGACGUCACGACACUCUGACGACGGCCGUCGCGACGACGAGGGGCUGCCCUCGCAGCUUGACCUCUCUGCAUCGACCUCAACCUCGACGUUG
Hylaeus anthracinus is the source of this 1278-nucleotide messenger RNA. RefSeq names its product cyclin-dependent kinase 5 activator 1 (gene Cdk5alpha). Gene Ontology annotation, biological process: positive regulation of cyclin-dependent protein serine/threonine kinase activity; activation of protein kinase activity. The record is from RefSeq and is a predicted model, not a curated record. The coding region runs from base 60 to 1142 and encodes 360 amino acids. The transcript is spliced from 4 exons. Gene Ontology annotation, cellular component: protein kinase 5 complex; cytoplasm. Lineage: Eukaryota; Metazoa; Arthropoda; Insecta; Hymenoptera; Colletidae. Gene Ontology annotation, molecular function: protein kinase binding; cyclin-dependent protein serine/threonine kinase activator activity.